Messenger RNA from Fusarium poae, 1479 nucleotides. RefSeq lists its product as uncharacterized. The record is from RefSeq and is a predicted model, not a curated record. Gene Ontology annotation, molecular function: amino acid transmembrane transporter activity. The transcript has a single exon. Gene Ontology annotation, cellular component: vacuolar membrane. Gene Ontology annotation, biological process: amino acid transmembrane transport. NCBI's taxonomy places the organism in Eukaryota, Fungi, Ascomycota, Sordariomycetes, Hypocreales, Nectriaceae. The coding region runs from base 1 to 1479 and encodes 492 amino acids.
AUGGCAGCCACAUCAGAGCCUACAACAAAUCUCGCCAGCGAGUCCGAAAAAGGAAACCAACAACCUCUCAAGUUGGACCCUUCCGACUCAAAUUCUCCCCCCAAGUACGAGCACGACACGACUUCCGGUUCAGACAGCGAAGUACCCAAGGGCGAGACAAGCGAUGAGAUCGGCAACAUCUUUGAGGGUGAGGAUGGAAAAAGCUACAGAACUAUGACCCGCUGGGGUACAAUCUUUGCUCUUCUCACCAACCAAUUCGGUAUUGGCGCCCUCGGUCUUCCCAGUGCCUUUGCAACUCUUGGUCUCGUCCCUGCGCUCAUCACUCUCUUCGGUUCUGCCCUCUUGGCCUGGUACACUGGCUUUGAGCUAUAUCGCUUCUCCAUCUUGCACCCUCAGUGCGUGCACAUCAUUGACCUUGCCAAGGUUGCUGGUGGUCGAACAUGGCAAAUUAUCGUGGCCAUUGGAUUUCUCAUCCAGGUCAUCAUGUUCUGCUCCUCUGCCAUUGUCACCAUCUCAAUUGCUUUCAACACCAUGACUGAGCAUGCCAUCUGCACCGUCGGCUUUAUGGCUGUCGCUGCUGUCAUCUCAUUCCUCCUCUGCGUGCCUCGUACUGUCAAGUUCAUCUCUCGCAGUGGUCCUCCUACCGUCAUCAGUCUUGUUGGAGCCGUUCUUAUCGUCAUGAUCAGUCUUGGUUUCGCCGACCCCGUCAAGGCCCCCGAGGAUUGGAAACCCACCAUCAAGGCUUUCAACAACCCUGGAUUCCGCAACAUCUUCAACGCUGUUCUCAAGAUUGUCUUCGCUUAUGCUGGUAACCACUCAUACGUGUCGUACAUGGCUGAGAUGAAGGACCCCAAAAAGGAUUUCCCCUUCUCUCUCACCUGGUUGAUCUUCCUUACUACCGCUUUCUACACCAUGCUCGCCACCGGUAUCUACUGUCUCGCCGGCGAGUACACGACCUCUCCUGCUCUCGGAUCCGCCCCUCACAUCUACGCCAAGGCCGCCUACGGUGUUGUUCUCCCCGCAAUCUUGACUGGUGCUCUUGCAAACGGCCACGUCGGUGUCAAGUACAUGUUCAUUGUCUGCAUGAAGCAGAUGAAGGCCACUCACGAAAUCACCUCCAACAGCAUCCGAUCUUGGGCGGCCUGGAUGAUUUGCACCACCAUCUUCUGGAUCAUUUCCUUCAUCCUUGCCAAUGCCAUCCCUAUUUUCGACUCCAUCGUCUCGAUCCAGUCCGCCACCACCUACGCCUGGUUCUCCUUUGGAAUGAGUGGUGUCUUUUAUAUCGUCUCCCGCAAGGACAUCCACUUCAAGGGCGGAAAGAACAUUGCUUUCUUCGCUCUCAACGUCAGCAUCAUCCUCUUUGCCUUCUUCCUCAACGGUGCUGGUCUCUGGGCCUCAUUGACUGAGAUGCUCGAGAUUUUCGCUACUGGUGACAAUGUCAACGGUACUUUCAGCUGCGGAGACAACUCUGCAUUGUAA